AUGGCCAUAUUCCGGCAGCAAAUCUUGAAAAACGGCGGUCACAUCGAAGAAAAGCCAGGAGCUUCAGUAACUCAUGUUAUAAUCGACGAGGCAGUCCCGAUCGAUCGUGUGGCGGUCAGUCUCGCUGGGACCGAUUCGUGGACAAAGGCGAAACUGGUGCGAAGUCGGUGGCUGUCUAAGUGUCUGAAGGAGGGAGUGGUAGUAGAUUUACUACCCUUCGAGGUUUGCAAGCCUCCGCAGUCUCCUCAAAGCAUGGCAUCCAGCCGUCACCCCGAUCUACACGAUGACGCGAUUGAUGAACCUGGUGAUCACGCCCUUAUGGCGACCACUUCAGACGCUGAAGUCGAGAACAUUGCACAAAAGGGACGAUGCUCAAACCAGGAAAUUGUUGAACGGUUGAUGUCAUACGAGGUGCUUCAGGUGCUCCGAGAUGCCUGUGCAGGCACGAAUGACCGGUGGCGAUUGCUUAGCUACAACCGAGCGAUCAGUUUGGUGCAGAAACUCGAUCGUCCAAUACAAAGAAUCGAGGAUAUACAGCACCUGAGAGGCAUUGGGAAGCGUCUGGCUGACAAGAUCUGGGAAAUACAUCAAUUUGGUGAACUGCGUAAAGCUGAUGAUUUCGCUGCCCGCAGGGAUGUUCGUCUGUUGAAGCAGUUCAGUGACAUUUGGGGUGUCGGACCGGUACUGGCCGAGCAGCUGGUUGCCGAGGGUUUCACUUCGUUGGAAGAUCUGAAACACUGUUCCAAGCUUACGAGGCAACAGAAAAUAGGCCUGAAAUAUUACAACGAAAUUUUGGAAAGAAUGGAUCGAAGUGAAGCGGCUUUGAUCGGCGAAACGGUGUGCAUGCGGCUGCUGCUACUGGUGUGA
Soboliphyme baturini is the source of this 867-nucleotide messenger RNA. The record is from the annotation of a GenBank genome assembly. Lineage: Eukaryota; Metazoa; Nematoda; Enoplea; Dioctophymatida; Soboliphymatidae.